This is a messenger RNA of Lottia gigantea (owl limpet), 837 nucleotides long. RefSeq lists its product as hypothetical. The coding region runs from base 1 to 837 and encodes 278 amino acids. The transcript is spliced from 9 exons. Lineage: Eukaryota; Metazoa; Mollusca; Gastropoda; Lottiidae. The record is from RefSeq and is a predicted model, not a curated record.
AUGAGUUUGAUUAUAUUGGUUAUAUCACUCUGUUGUGGGUUAUGUGUUGUCAACUCAGCAAAGUGUCCAAACAAUCCACUUGAAAAGAUUACUGAAUUUGGUGAACUAUCUAGACAACUCGGACAAAGACCAGUUUCUGGGAUACAACCAUUAUGUGGGCAAUAUUGUGACGAACAUAAGAAUUCUAAAUACAGAAAGAUUCAACAACAAAUGUUCUCAAUUCUAUACCCUGUUUGCCCACCAGUUGGAUUAGAAGAAGAUGCUGAUGCGUUGAUGGAUAAGACAGGUGGUGAUUGUACAGCAUUAAAAGGAGAAUGUGCUAGACUAGCUAGUCAAACUUUAGAUGAUGGUGAUGCAGGACGAGGUGAAGUGUGCAGAUCACACAAACCAACAGUAGAGUGUUCAUUGGUUUACGCCAAAGAAUGCCUGGAUUCUGAAACUAAAUUAUACAACUCAGCUUUCGCCUCCUAUCUUAGAUAUUACGUUAGCUAUUGUCGAAAAACUCAGAAACCAGGCGGUGUCACUCAACCACAAUCACCUCCAACAAAUCAAUCUCAGAUACGAUGUGCCAGAUUGGGCAAGAAAUGUUCCAAAAUUGCGCAGAAAGCUAACGUUAAAAAUUGUUCAAUCAUGAAGAAAUCAUAUCGAUGUCUGGAUAAAUAUGUAAAAGCUUGUAAAUGGAUGCUCUCCCCUUAUACACUUAAUGCUAUCCAGACGUCUCGUUCACAUCUGUAUAACCAAUGUUCUCUUGGAGCAGAUAUGAUGAUGGGUGAUGAAAACAGACAAGCGUCAGGUGUCGGUACUGUUCGUUCUGUUAUUAUCAUAAGUGCUGACUAA